Messenger RNA from Papilio polytes (common Mormon), 1136 nucleotides. Its product is annotated as motile sperm domain-containing protein 2-like. The record is from RefSeq and is a predicted model, not a curated record. NCBI's taxonomy places the organism in Eukaryota, Metazoa, Arthropoda, Insecta, Lepidoptera, Papilionidae. The coding region runs from base 61 to 777 and encodes 238 amino acids. The transcript has a single exon.
UAUUAAAAAAAAAGCAUAUUUGUUUAAAGUGUUAAUGAAUUUAUUAAAAAAGGCACCAAAAUGGAAAAAAUAAUUGAAGUACGAAAUAUGUUCGAGGCAAAGAUUAAGCAAGGAAUACCAAAUCCUCCCGGAGAAUUUGACCAUAGAGAUUUACAAAGAGUAGAUUCGGAUAAAUACAUAAAAAGGAUAUUAGAUCAUUGUGAAAAUAAUACAAAAUCAGCUGCGAAAAUGCUAUGGGAUAUAUUAAUAUGGAGAAAACAGAAUAACGUUUAUAAUAUAAAAGAACAAGUUAAUGUUGAUUAUUUAAAAUCAGGGAUAUUUUUCCCUCACGGAAGGGAUAAAAAUGGUUCAUUAUUGUUUAUAACUAAGUGGAAAUUAUACACAAAAGGACAAAUGAAUACGGAUGAGUUAAAAAAAGUGAUAAUUUACUGGUUAGAAAGAAUGGAAAAGGAAGAAGAUGGUCAUCCGAUAUCUUUAUUUCUGGAUAUGAACGAAUGUGGAGUACGAAACAUGGAUAUCGAUAUAAUAAUGUAUCUAGUAUCCCUUUUGAAGAAUUAUUAUCCGAUGUUUAUUAAUUAUAGUAUAAUAUUUCAAAUGCCGUGGAUAAUGUCAGCUGGGUUUAAAUUAAUUAAAGGGCUAUUCCCAGCGAAAGCUGUUGAAAGAUUCCGUUUCGCGACUAAAGAUAAUUUAAAAGAUCUUGUGGUACCAGACCAAGCUUUAGUCUGUUGGGGAGGGAAUGAUCCGUAUGUUUUUGAAUUCAUACCAGAAGCAGAAUAGAUUACCUAUAUUUUUGGUACCGGUUUUAGCGUUCCUAACGCCUUGGUUAGAUUUUUUCGGUGCCCCCUUUUUUAUGUGCUUUGUGAAUAUACUGCUUGUAUUAGAGCGGACGCACAUUUGACUAAACUCGCAUAAGUGUUGUGCGUUUCUCUAUUGUUUCGCGGCCUUCAACUGUUUACUGCACAAAUAAAUAUCGAGUAGUGUGAGUUGUGCGAUUUUUUCGUCAAAGGAAAUAUAUGAAAAAAUUUAAAACCGUAUGGUUUUUGUUUUUAAAAAUUGUUAAUGAUAUGUUACAAUUUAAUCGAAUAUAUAUAUUAAGACUUGCCAUUAAAGUAAUCAAGACUAUAUAAUAUUUUUUU